Messenger RNA from Rhagoletis zephyria (snowberry fruit fly), 775 nucleotides. RefSeq lists its product as uncharacterized. The record is from RefSeq and is a predicted model, not a curated record. NCBI's taxonomy places the organism in Eukaryota, Metazoa, Arthropoda, Insecta, Diptera, Tephritidae.
UUAGCAUCCGCAGAUUUGACCACGAAAAUAAAGGCUCAAGCAAUAGUCCUGCCCCAGUUGACGAAAAUGCUUCCCAAAUUCCAGCCAACUCUCGAACAACGAGAAAAAUGUUCUCACCACCAGCUAGCAGACACCAACUGCCGCUCCCCGUCCCAAAUCGAUCUGGUCACUGGCAGUGACCUCAUUCCUGAAAUAAUGCUGGAAGGCAUUGAGAAAAUUUCCAAAAAUCUGCUUGCACAAAACACCAUUUUCGGUUGGAUCUUAAGUGGUCAAAUCCCCGAAAAAAUAGCCUGUUUCUCUACUCAAGCUGUACCGAUCUCCAAUGAGAUUUUAUAUUCCCAGCUGCGAAAGUUUUGGGAGCUUGAAGAGGUUCCGAAACCCAAACUUAUUUGGCCUGACGAUGAAAAUUUUGAAAAAUUCUAUCAGUCCACCACUACACGAGCAACUGAUGGUCGUUAUGUAGUCAGACUGCCCUUUAAGCCCAGCUUCCCAGACCCAAUCUCCCUUGGCCCGUCUCGCACCCCCGCCCUCCAACAGUGCCUGAGCAUGGAAAGAAAUUUGCUCAGAAAAGGCGAUCUAAAAUCACUUUACGAAAAUGUAUUAAACGAAUAUCUCACCCUCAACCAUAUGGAAGAAACAACUUCCCAUGAGAUAUCUUCUCAAGGCAAAUAUUGGUCGUUCUACCUCCCACGGACCAACCCUUCAACCCGACUUGAUGCUAUUGAUCCUCAAGUGGCGUAUGUAUCGAUUUGUCUUUAACGGCGAUGUCGAAAAA